AAUGUUGGAAUUUGUACAUAUGCAAUUUAAGCAUAUAUAUAUCAGCAUAGCUGUUAGAAGGACUGUGUAGAUCACAAUGUCAGCGCCAUUGAUACAGGGGUCCGGAAAUCCCCCGCUGGUGCCCAUUGACCCUGUCGGUGCCUCAGCCAUUCCUCUUUUGCUCCCAUUAGGCCUCGCUACGGUGUGUGGAGUCAUGUUUUUGUCAGGUACCAGCAUUAUUACGAUGAAUGCGAGGAAACUAGAGGAUGUUGAAAGCAAUUUACUCACCAAGUUACUGGAAUGCCAAGAUGAGGCUAAGAAGCGAGAAAUGGAAAAAAGCAGUUUAAGAAAUUCAUUGUCGGAGUGUGAAAAAGAGAACAAUAGGUUAAAGAACGAGUUAGAGGAAGCAAAAAGACCUGAACAAAGGACGAUAAUAAUCUGCGAGUCUGAUGACGGGGAAAUCCGCUGUGAAAGCCCCAAAACACUCAAAAUUGAGUCCGCCAUUUUUGGUCGCACCGAACCUGAAGCUGUUGUGUGUCCAUUUACUGGAACAAGUCUGGACAAUACAAACUGCCGAUUAGACGUGCGUGACCAGUUAUCCGGCAGUUGUGAUGGUGAAACCCGCUGUCCUAUUCCGACUGAACUGCAAGACUUUCCUGGCGCUGCGGAUCCUUGUGUGGGAACGUACAAAUACGUUGAGGUUACUUACACCUGUUCUUAAGUAGUGAAUCUACAGUAUGUAAGAACAUGAGAGGAAGUUUCUCUAAAUAAAACAUUUUUGUGUGUUUCCCUA
This is a messenger RNA of Saccostrea cuccullata (small rock oyster), 772 nucleotides long. RefSeq lists its product as uncharacterized. Lineage: Eukaryota; Metazoa; Mollusca; Bivalvia; Ostreida; Ostreidae. The transcript is spliced from 6 exons. Gene Ontology annotation, molecular function: carbohydrate binding. The coding region runs from base 77 to 700 and encodes 207 amino acids. The record is from RefSeq and is a predicted model, not a curated record.